Molecule: messenger RNA, 3252 nt
Organism: Exserohilum turcica Et28A
Lineage: Eukaryota; Fungi; Ascomycota; Dothideomycetes; Pleosporales; Pleosporaceae
Exons: 6
Coding region: 15-3077 (1020 amino acids)
Biological process (GO): negative regulation of transcription by RNA polymerase II; cell differentiation; anatomical structure morphogenesis
Molecular function (GO): DNA-binding transcription factor activity, RNA polymerase II-specific; RNA polymerase II cis-regulatory region sequence-specific DNA binding
Source: RefSeq, a predicted model, not a curated record
GAUUCGACCACACGAUGCGGUUCUUUUCGCGGCUGCACGUUUGUGCUGCCCUUGCCUCUCUGAUGAUUUUGUAUUUUACUUGGAUCCACUCGCCCCGUUUUGAAGAUUCCGUUUGGCGCGGCGACGCGCAUCGUAUCGUGAUAUUUGGAAACGAUUGGUCCGAUACGGGAAGUUAUCGGGUCUCGUCGCCGGCGCUGUCUGCUAUUGUUGCUCGCGACGCGGAUCGAGGCGACUUGUGGGUAGAGACACUGUGCAAAGAGCUCAAAUGUGAUACCGUCGACAACUUUGCACGUUCCGUGCCGCGGCCGGCCGAUGAGGCGCAGACUGGCGCCCUGAUUGACGUUGACGUCUAUGCCGAAGUGAUUGAGGCAAAAAACAAUCAGAGCAUCCUGCCGUUAUCCGACUUCAAGACACAGGUAGACCAGUUUGUGACGUACGACAAACGACGGCGACUUAUUCCCCACAAGCUGCGCAAAGAAGACGAGUGGACUUUUUUCACGAUUUAUUUUGGACUGUGGGAGCUUCUGGAGUGCUCGUCGCUGGAGCAAAGCGCCGCCACGGCGACGAUUGAUAGAAGCAUUACCUCACUAUUCCACCAGCUUGACGUGUUGGCUGAGCACGCUACUCUUCCGCUCAAAGUCAUCAUCCCCAAGAUGAUUGAUGUUAGUUUCCUACCGCGUUUCCAGUUGAAGAAGAGGGCUAUGCAAGAUGCCCAGUUUGCAGAAAUCCAGCAUAAGCUGGUCUUCUUAGUGGCUUACUGGAACCUGGUCUUGCAUCGGACUGCGACACAAUGGCCAAACGGUGUUAUAUACAUGCCCGAUGCAAACGAGCUCAUCAUGGAACAAGUCCGGGUCAAGCAGCUGCACUCGAGACAUAUUGCCGAUGCGUUUGGUGUCGGCCUACAAGCGCCCCUUUUUCAACAUAUUGAACAGCCCUGUCUAGCAGCGCCGCGAGGCGGCGCGGACAGCCUGCAAACAUCCGACGCUCAAAAAUGCUCCGCCCCGACUGAGCAUCUAUUUUGGGACGACAUUCAGCUCAGCGGCCCGGCCCACGCACUAAUAGGGAACCAAACCGCCAGCCUCAUACGCGGCAACCAAACGGUCAACAUGGAGCAGAAGACGCAGGGCGCCGACGACAAGGAGAAAUCCAAGGCACAAGAGGUGGAGCACUUUACACUCAAAUUUCCUCCCGGAUCCACCAUGCAAACGGAACAUCACUCUGCGGAGUCGCCAAUAGACGGUGCCAAGCCAUCUCGGACUCUGCGUAAGAGCAGUCGCAUUCACGACGCGCGCUCUACUUCGAUAUGUAGCCUGACCACCGAGCACAACAUAGAAGAGCCAGCGUCAGCCGACACAUUGUCUCCUCAGAUCUCGCGGAAAAGACUUGCCUCUCUUAUGGAAGGAUCUGGGAGCGAGGAUUCAGACAGUCUGGUCGACGAUAAACCGCCUUCUAGUGCCAUGGCUACGGCGGUUGGGCCUCCAGACUUUGCAGGCCACGUUUGUCUCUGUCAGCCAGAGCCGAAAAUACCUCGACCUAGGAAUGCAUUUAUCCUUUACCGGCAGCACCAUCAGCAGGCCAUUAUCGCUCGCAACCCUGGUCUGAACAACCCUGACAUUUCCAAGAUUAUCGGCGAGCAGUGGAAAGCUGAGAGUGAGAAGGAAAGAAAGGUCUGGCAAGACCUCGCACAGCAAGAGAAGGCUAGGCACCACGAGCAGUAUCCGGACUACCGUUAUCAGCCACGCAGACUUGGCAAAUCCGGAUCAUCACCACUGAAUCCUUCUGGCCAGCACACCACUUUCGACAAAUAUCGGUGCCAUAGGUGUGGCGGUCGCAGCAUCAAGACGCCUACUAGUCCAUUCCUUGACGCCUCUGGCACACUUACGUUGCCACUUCCUAACAUCUCAGAAGGCCUUACACCGACAACUCGCUACCUACCCGGGAUGAGCAAUCUCGGUAUAGAAUCGCCUGUUCACCAGCAAGGCCAUGGUCCCGCUAAUCUUGGCAACCUGAAAUUAAAAGUCACUUCGGCGAUACGCGACGACUCAAUGGUGUACAGUCCUCUUACACCACACAAGAAACACAGAUUUGACUACCCAGCUCCGCAUACUGCCGGCGGUCUCAGACCAGAUGGGCCUUAUUACCCUCGGACACAGUAUCCCCGGCGCGAGUCUUUGCCUCCUAUCCAUGUGCAUUAUUCGCCCCCGAACAGCGCGACCAUGCCACCUCCCCGCACGCCUCGCGAUGGAAGGCUUUCCAUUGCAGAUUCAGUGUUAUCAUCUCACAACUCCAGCCCUAGAAGCGUAGAGGAAGUGCUCGGUAUUUUGCCUUAUGGAAGCAAGAUCAAGCUGCUUGGCCGCAUAACGCCUCCGUACAGGGAGCCUGGUGAUAGUACACCGCCUGGCAAGGAAGGCCGUGGGGCGAUUAUCGCGGUCGAAGGCGAUGAUCUGGCCGCGGUCAAGGAACUCUCUGAAUGGCUCAACGAUCACCUCGCCAAGCAAGGGGAGUUCAAGCCCCAGAUCGCGGAGCCACCGAGAAUCCCCAGUGCUGAGGAUAAGGAAGUCACUUUCGAUGACUAUCUGGAUUUGAUCAAGGAGUGGCAUGGCAAGAGCAAAGAGAUGAUCAAAUUCAUCACCUCUACCUCACCCGACGCCUAUCCUCAGGAUGUCACCAUGUCUGACAAAGACUCUUCUGCCGACUCCAGCAUGUGCAGAGAUGUUGUAGCACCUGAUACGGCAGCUGUGAAGUUUGUGCCUGCGAUGAAGCCUGUCAUUAUUCUUCCGACAUUUCACCUCCAGGCGUCUGUUGCAUAUGCCUCACGCAUCCCUAUCCAGGACGCAUACAGCGCCACUGAUCAUUGGCAGUGGAUGGCAACACUCUGGCGUGGAACCGUAGGCCCAGACCUCACGCUGUAUGUGAAGAGCUACGAUGCAAAGGAGGGGCAGGUUGGGCAAAAGCCCGAAAUGGACGAGCCUGUCAAGUGUUUUACAGUGUGGAAAGAGAAAGAAGGGAAGUUUACCGAGUCUGACCUGAGGAGAGUUGGGUUUGAGGUGGGCGAGUGGGUCAAGGCAGUGAGGUGAGGAAAUGGCUUGGUUCUACGAAUGCGGAUGUGUGUCGAGCGGUAGAGGCCGGAGCUAGCUGAGGAUCAUGUGUGUGAGUUUCUUUCUUCUGGGGACGAUGUAUGCGGCGAGGGAAUCGGCGUGGCUCUGUCAAAGAUGUGGGAAGCAUGCACGGGGUCAUAUAUCAUGCCGGGCU